This is a messenger RNA of Mesitornis unicolor (brown roatelo), 6248 nucleotides long. RefSeq lists its product as uncharacterized. The transcript has 28 exons. NCBI's taxonomy places the organism in Eukaryota, Metazoa, Chordata, Aves, Mesitornithiformes, Mesitornithidae. The record is from RefSeq and is a predicted model, not a curated record. The annotation marks the transcript as partial. Gene Ontology annotation, biological process: synaptic vesicle endocytosis.
UGUCAGAAAUGGAAGAAACGAUGUUAUCAGUGCUAAGGCCAUCGCAGAAAACAGCCGACAGUGUGAUUUCGUCUCCCACACCUUCAGCUCGCCUUCCCCUCGACCCCUCAGAGCUGCCUCCAGAUAAGCUCCAUGUGGAACUGGAACUAUCCCCAGAUUCCCAGAUAACCCUGUAUGGGCCCCUGCUCAAAGCCUUUCUGUCUAUAAAGGAAAAUUAUUUUGGAGAAGAUGAUAUGUACACUGAUUUUGAAGAAGUUAUUUCAAGCCCUGUGUUGUCACUGUCAACAUCUUCAAGCUCUGGAUGGACAGCUGUUGGGGUAGAAAAUGACAGAAAGGAAAAUGAAAGUUCAGUCAAGCCAGUUCACCCUCUUACUUUACGUCCGUGGGAUAUCACUGUGCUUGUUAACUUGUACAAAGUGCAUGGGCGAUUACCAGUGCAUUGCAGUCCAGAUGGUCCCGAGUGCCCUACAGCCUUCUUGGAAAGGUUGUGUUUUGAGAUGAAGAAGGGAUUUAGAGAAACAAUGCUUCAGCUGGUACUGUCUCCAGUGAAUUUGUUUUUGAAUGACAACUAUCAGCGACCUGCAGUGGAUGAAGUUCUUCGAGAGGGUCACAUCAGCCUGUCAGGUCUGCAGCUGCGCGCCCACGCGAUGUUUUCAGCAGAAGGUCUGCCUCUUGGGAGUGAUACUUUAGAAUACGCAUGGCUGAUAGAUGUACAGGCUGGAAGUCUUACAGCCAAAGUUACGGCACCACAGCUUGCGUGUCUUCUGGAAUGGGGGCAGACUUUUGUAUUCCAUGUGGUGUGCCGGGAGUUUGAACUGGAAAGGCCAAAAUCUGUAAUGAUAUGCCAGCAUGGAAUUGAUCGUCGGUUUUGUGACUCUAAGAUGAACUGCGUUCCUGGGCCAUGCCCAACAUCUGAUGACUUGAAGUACACUAUGACACGCUUAGCCAUGGAUGGAGGAGAUCUGUAUGUAGUAGAACAUGGCUGUGCCACCAAUAUAAAGAUGGGUGCUAUACGUAUUGCAAACUGCAACCUCCACAACCAGUCUGUUGGAGAAGGUGUUAGUGCUGCUAUUCAAGACUUGCAACUGAGACAAUAUGUUGAGCAGGUGAACAACUGCAGAACCGGUCUUCAGCCAAUAUUAAGGAGGGCGUAUUGGCUGGAAGCUGGCUCUGUCAACUUGGGGCUCAUCACUGCUGACAUUGCUUUAGCUGCAGAUCAUCCUUCUAAACAUGAAGUGCAAAGACAUUUCUUAGAAACGCAUGAUAACCGAACUAAGAGAUUGUGGUUUUUGUGGCCUGAUGAUACUUUGAGGAAUAAGAGAAGCAAGAACAAGUGUGGCUGUCUUGGUGGUUGUCGAUUCUUUGGGGGCACGUUAACAGGACUAGAUUUUUUCAAACUUGAGGAACUGACACCUUCAAGCAGCUCUGCUUUCUCAAGUACAAGUGCAGAAUCUGAUAUGUUUUAUGGACAGUCUUUACUGCAGCCAGGAGAAUGGAUAAUUACAAAGGAGAUUCCUAAAAUUUUAGAUGGUAAAGCAAAUGGUGUAAAACGAAAAGACUGGGAUUGCAGAUCUAUGGGUAUAGAAAUAGAAAGAAAAGCACAACAUCUGAGCCUACAAGUGCCACUGCGCUCCCAUAGCUCCUCAUCGUCUUCGGAGGAAACGAGCAGUUCUAGUGCUGCACUGCCCUUGCUCGCAGGUGAGAAGGACAGCCCAUCAUCAACUGCUGAGGAUCACCUGGGACAGAAGGAGUUCUUGUCUGGUGCAAAAAGGGAAGAUGGCCGUGGAAGUGUUGCAGUUGAGGGUGCAGAGGGCAGCCCUGCAUCCCCUGGCAACCAGGAAAGGCCUGUUGGGCAGUCUCCCAUGAGGUCUCCGCUGAAGCGACAAGCGUCCGUGUGCUCCACACGGCUUGGGAGCACCAAGAGCCUCACGGCAGCCUUCUAUGGAGACAAGCAGCCUGUUCCAGUUGGUGUGCAGUUCAGCAGUGAUGUGUCUCGCAGUGAUGAGAAUGUCUUGGACUCCCCAAAGCAGAGGAGGAGCUUUGGUUCUUUUCCAUAUACUCCAUCUGCAGAUUCAAACUCAUUUCACCAAUACCGCUCGAUGGAUUCCAGUAUGUCAAUGGCCGAUAGUGAAGCUUAUUUUUCUGCAGCAGAGGAGUUUGAGCCAAUAAGUAGUGAUGAAGGUCCAGGAACCUAUCCAGGAAGGAAGAAAAGGAAAAAGCAAGCUCAGAAAAUUGAAUAUAGUAGAGGGUCUAUUUAUCACAGUGUGGAAGGACCUUUGACAAGCACAGUCCAUGGAGAAAUUAGUCAGGAUGUUAAAACAUUGCCUAUUAAGACUCAUCCUUCACAAGCUUCAUUUGUUUCAGCUCUGGGAGGAGAAGAUGAGCAUGUUGAGAACAUGUAUGUCAUGGAAUCUGAGAAGACUGUGGAAAGUGAGCAAAUAACUUCCCAGCAGCCUGUAAUGGCAUGUUACCAAAACUACCUUACACAGUUCCAGGUGAUCAACUGGUCCGUAAAACAUCCAACUAACAAAAGAACUUCAAAAUCCUCAUUACAUCGCCCCUUAGACCUUGACACACCAACAAGUGAAGAAAGUUCAUCAUCUUUUGAACAACUUUCUGUCCCAACUUUUAAGAUUGUUAAACAGGGUCUCACAGCUAAUUCAUUACUGGACAGAGGCAUGCAGCUCACAGGUUCAUCAUCUAAUACACCUUAUACUCCUUUGGAAAAGAAGUCUGCAGAAAAUACAGAUGAUGAAACAAUAACAGAAGAAUGGACGUUGGAUCACCCAGUCUUCCAGACACGGACAACGGCAAUAGUAGAAGUAAAAGGAACGGUCGAUGUAGUUCUGACUCCUCUUGUAGCAGAGGCACUGGAUAGGUACAUAGAAGCAAUGGUGCAUUGUGCUAGCUCUCGACAUCCAGCGGCGAUUGUUGAUGAUCUGCACUGCAAAGUUCUUCGAGAUGCUGUACAGAACAGCAAAACAAGCUUCUCAGAAAAUUUAUCUUCAAAGCAGGAUAUUAGAGGAACAAAAAUAGACACUACCACUACAGGAACAACAAACCAGGGACCAGCACAGACCAAUCUCUCACUUAAGCAAGAUAAUGUGACAAUUAAAGGUCUUCAGGCCAACGUUACUGUACCAAAGGUGAACCUGUGUUUACUACAAGCAUCUGUUGAUGAAUCCCCUGGAGUUUCUUCAGGGAAAACCAUUACUCAUGUUUCACUUGUGGCUUUGUGUUUUGAUAGAAUUGCUACACAAGUUCGUAUGAAUAGGGGUGUAGUUGAGGAGACUUUAAACAAUGCAGAAACUGGGAGGAAUUCUGUCACAUUUGAUCGUUACAUCCAAACCAGUAAAAUGCAGCCACAGUCUUCUGGCUCACUGCGAUCCAAUGCUGGAGCAGAAAAAGGAAAAGAAAUUGCUGCUAAACUGAACAUCCAUCGUGUUCAUGGACAACUUAGAGGCCUUGAUACAACAGAUAUUGGAACUUGUGCAAUAACAGCUAUUCCUUUUGGGAAAUCAAAAGUUCUUUUUACUCUGGAAGAGUUGGAUGAGUUUGCUUUUGUGGAUGAAACAGAUCAACAAGCUGUUCCAGAUGUAGCUCGAAUUGGUCCUAGUCAAGAGAAGUGGGGUUGGAUAAUGUUCGAGUGUGGAAUUGAAAAUUUAACUAUAAAAGGAGGAAGACAAUCUGGAGCAGUAUUGUAUAAUUCGUUUGGAGUCAUGGGUAAAUCAGGUGCUACAGAGAGAGGUGGAUUGCUUGCAUCAAAUAACUCUUCAGAUUCUCCAACUGGUAGUGGUUAUAAUACUGAUGUGUCUGACGAUAACCUUCCUUGUGAUAGAAUAAGUCCCUCUUCGGAUAUUAAUGGAAACUCAGUUUCAGAUGAGCAGGAUGAAGGGGUUGAAUCUGAUGAUUUGAAAAAAGAUAUACCCUUGAUGCCUCCUCCUCCUGACUCUUGCAGCAUGAAGCUAACAAUCAAAGAAAUUUGGUUUAGUUUUGCAGCCCCCACCAAUGUGCGCUCUCCAGCCCAUAUAUUUUCAAGGCAGCUGAACCUCUUGAGUACUGCAACACCUGCAGUUGGUGCUUGGCUAGUUCCCAUUGAUCAAGUGAAAUCGUCAUUAAAUAAACUAGAAACUGAAGGAACCCUGCGAAUUUGUGCUGUUAUGGGUUGCAUUAUGACAGAAGCUUUAGAGAAUAAAAGUGUGCACUUUCCUCUGAGAAGCAAGUACAACAGGCUUACCAAAGUGGCUCGUUUCUUACAAGAAAAUCCUUCUUGUUUACUAUGUAAUAUAUUGCACCACUACCUUCAUCAUGCAAAUUACUCCAUUAUUGAGGAUGCUACCAUGAGUGAUGGCCUUCCUGCCUUAGUAACCUUAAAGAAGGGUCUCGUUGCCUUAGCAAGGCAAUGGAUGAAGUUCAUUGUGGUGACCCCAGCCUUCAAAGGAGUCAGCUUGCACAGACCAACUCAGCCAGUGAAACUGCCCACAAACGCCUGCCACGAGCAUGAGGAUGGACUGGGAUUAGACAACGGCGGGGGUCUUCAGAGUGACACAAGUGCUGAUGGAGCAGAGUUUGAAUUUGAUGCAGCUACUGUCAGUGAGCAUACAAUGCUCUUGGAAGGAACAGCGAAUCGCCCUCCACCUGCUGGUGGCUCUUCUGGGCCUGUAACUGGUGCUGAGAUCAUGAGGAAAUUAUCCAAGACACACACCCACAGCGAUUCUGUUCUGAAAAUCAAGGGUAUACAUCCGUAUCAUUCCUUAAGUUACACCAGCGGAGAUACAGCUACAGAUUCACCAGUGCACGUUGGCCGUUCUGGAAUGGCAGUCAAAGAAAGUCCGAGAAAGGAAAGUCUGCUCAGCUAUCUUACCGGGAGCUUUCCUAGCCUGCAUAAUCUUUUGGAAGGGACUCCUCAAAGAAGUACAACUGCAGUUAAAAGUAGUUCAUUAACAAGAACAGGAAAUACUGUGGCUACAGACAUGUUAUCUGAGCAUCCUUUGCUGUCUGAACCAUCUUCUGUGAGUUUCUAUAACUGGAUGUCAAAUGCUGUUGGCAACAGAGGAAGUGUAGUGCAAGAAAGUCCGGCCACCAAAUCUGGACACAAUAGUCUUCCAACAGGUGUGGCACCCAAUCUUCCUACAAUACCCUCUGCUUCAGACUUCAACACAGUUCUGUCUAGUGACCAGAACACCCUGGAUGGCACACACUCACAGCACAGCACCAGUCAGGAUGACAUUGCAGGUGUAGAAGAGGGUAACCAGGGAUUUCCUGCAGUCCAGCUAGCAGAUGCACAGGUUGUUUUCAAACCUCUUCUAAGUUACACCGGAAUUCAGUCUCAGGAUGCAAUGCCGCUCUGCUACAGGAUGUACUUCGGAGAGUACCUUUCAUUCUCAGGAACUUUGGACUGCCUAAGAGCAGAUAUUGUUGAUUCAGAUACAGCAAAGGAAAGAAAAAGCAAGCGAGCUCGAAGGCAAGGAGCUGUCAAUCUUCCUCCUCUUGAGUUCAAACCUGCUUUGAUGUUAGAAACUUUCAGUAUUAGUGCUGUUGUAAUGGAGAAAUCCAUGUGCACACCUCAUAACUCCACCAACGCCCUUUCUUUUCACGACUUGAAUAAACGCUAUUAUAAUACUUUUCACUGUAAUUUUACAAUUUCGUGCCAGUCUAUAAGCCAGCACGUAGAUAUGGCACUGGUUCGUCUCAUUCAUCAGUUCAGCACAAUGAUUGAUGAUAUCAAAGCCACACAGACGGACAUCAAACUUAGCAGAUACACAGCUGGAUCGGCCUCUCCAACGCCUACUUUUAAAACCCGCAAACACAGAGACUUCCGCUCUUCUGAUUUCAGCCGAAGCUCUCGAGGAAGUCUUAAUGGAGGUAACAGAGUGAACAACACCAAGAACAAAAGAUCAAAUAAUGAGAACAAUAAAAAAGAGUCUCGAAACAAGAAUUCCUUGGGGAGGUCAGAAAGAAGAACUUCUAAAGUGUCCAGGAAAGGUUCAAAAGAUGUAGUUGACCACAUGACUAUUCAUAUGGAUGACUCUGACUCUAUCACGGUUUCAGAACAGAGUGAACCUUCUGCUGAGUGCUGGCAAAAUAUGUAUAAACUGCUGAACUUCUAUUCACUCAUUUCUGAUCCAACCGGGAUUUUAGAAAAGUCUUCAGAAACUUUUGGACCAGCAGGUAAACUAGUUCAUGAAUCCAAAUAUUCGAGAGUGCAUGCUUUUGUUGAAGGGUAUUCUUCUAAAAGCUGCUUGAAG